Plutella xylostella (diamondback moth) is the source of this 4066-nucleotide messenger RNA. Its product is annotated as ras-like protein family member 10B. Gene Ontology annotation, molecular function: GTP binding; GTPase activity. NCBI's taxonomy places the organism in Eukaryota, Metazoa, Arthropoda, Insecta, Lepidoptera, Plutellidae. The record is from RefSeq and is a predicted model, not a curated record.
UUCACAAAACGCUCGAGUUAAUUACACACUGAAAGUCUAGUAAUUAACAAAAAAGGAUCAAGUGACGUACCUAAGUACUCACGUAAAAUUACAAAAGUCUGACUUGCUUGAUUAAAAAUUAAAUUAAACGAACCAACCUUUCAUAAAAUUCAAAUUGAAUAACAGAAAGGCUGGCCGCAAACAAACGGUAAAAAAACAAAAAACAAUUGACGGUGAAAAUGCUAUUCGGAUUUCAAAAAUUGUUUGCGCUUGUCACCUGUGCGCGGGAAUCUGUCCUCUGUGCUGCGUUCCUCCCGAAGUCUCUUCCCGUCAGUUGAUAUCGGGACUCUGUGGCGAGAGGAUAUCGUCCUACGGGAAAACUUCGGGGAAAAUUACGCGAGUUGUGUAAAAAAAAAACUUGUGAAAAUAUUCCUGAUUAAGGGAUUAUAGUGCCACGUUACGUUUAGUGGAAAUUUAAGUAUAUACUUUAUGGUGAUUGAUUUGUAACUUUGUGUGUAGUGUAAAUAAGGGAAUGUUACAAUCAAAGUGAUCUUAUAGUAAGAAAACAUAUUGUAGUGUGCAAAAAAGUGAAGUUCGUAACUAUAAUGUUCAAGAAUAACAGUGAAGUGUUGCAUUCGGUAUUGGUACUGACACAGAGAUGAACAGAUUUGAUAACUCGUCGAAACAAGAUCAUGACGACGAUGACGUUCGAGGGAACUGCACUAAGCCCAACAAGAUUUUGGAGCUGGACCUGGACUAUUUGGAGCGCGGGGGCGGCGCGCUGGCCGCCAGCGGAGCCCCCAGCCUGGAGCCCAGCCCCGACAGCCUCGACCUGGUCAAGGUGGUGUUGCUGGGCGCGCCGGCUGUCGGCAAGACUAGUAUUAUACAGCAAUUCGUGUGGAGCGACUUCUCCGAAGAGUACAUCCCGACGGACAAGAAGCACACGUUCUACCCGUCGGUGAUCAUCAACGAGCACCUGUACGAGGUCAAGAUCACGGACGUGCCGGUCAUCCCCUACUUCCCCAUCAACUCCUACUACGAGUGGGCCCACUACCGCUUCUACGGGCUCCGCAACGCCACCGCCUAUAUCCUCGUCUUUGAUCUCUCAAAUGUUGAUACUUUCCAGUACAUACGCACUCUAAGAGACCAGAUGGUUGAGAGUCGAGACAUGCGUAAUGUGCCGGUGCUAGUGGUGGGUAAUAAGCAGGAUUUGCUCUGCUCCAAUGCGCCGUCAGCGGCAAGCGGGUUGCAACAGCUGGCUAUAGCUGAGAGCGCCUGCGGGGACUCCAGAGAGAAGCGACGCAAUAUUGUCAACCUCGUUCGGAAACACUGGAAAUGCGGCUAUGUGGAGUGCUCAGCGAAGUAUAACUGGAGGGUGAUAGCUGUGUUCAAGGAGCUGAUGGAGAUGAUAGACUCGCUGGAGUGGAGCGGCGGCGGGCGCAGCGCGGAGCCGCCCCCGGACUCCGCGGCCGGCGGAGGCAGCUCUCAGGAGAAUCGAUGCGUGGUUGCUUAGCACUGAUCUUUAACCUCCUUGAAGCGUAAACUGCACGAGUUGAACUGUUGUGGUUUCUGAACGUGUUUAUCGGUUGGCGCGUGUUUUCGACGUUCGAAUUUUAAACGAACGUUUAUUCUUGAAAGAAGUAUAUUUUAUAGCCGUGUCCUCUUUGUGAAGUGAGUCUUUAAGCUUUUCUGAACCGAAUGGAAAAUGUUUAGAAUAUUUAUUUCCAGGGUAUUUUUACACUUUUCUACUGUAUUUCACUUGUGGUUGGUGCGUCAAUGCGUUCUGUAUAGCUGUUCUAUAGCCUCUGUUCGAUAAUGCUGUUGUCUGUUGCCACUAUUCUUACUUAGAAGAUAAUUAUUAUUGUUAAGAAAAUAAUGUAAGGGCUCUUGUAUUGGUUAGAAUGAAUCUCGUUAUAAAUGUUCUCAAAUAAGAUAAGAUUUUAUUUUGCUUUAAUUAUUUACUAGUCACUUGCAAGUCCAUAAAGCAAAAAAAUAGUUAUACUAAUUAUCGAAAAAAUUACUUCAUAGUUUUUUUUAUUCCGUACCUACUUAUAAAAAUUUAUAGAUUUAAAGUUACACAUGGACUACCCACAUACAAUAACAUAAUCCGAUGGCCAUAAACUGAAUUUCAGAGUGUAUACUUCCCAACAAACUAAUACUCCAAGUAAUUUCCGGGCUGUCAAAUUACAUAAUAUUAUAGGUAUGACUGACUAUGACCCAGUCACCCUACACAAGCAAUUUUGUUGACAACAUCAUUAAAUGUGGACGGGAUGGGCACGGGAUAAUAAAUUGAGUGGCACCCCAAUCUUGGGGAAGAUCAGAUCAUGUGUCAGAAUAAUUACACUUUGGUAUCAAGACAGGAAAAUUGAUUUUUCUAAUUACAUGUACACUCGCGAGAUAGCAAUGAAAGAGAUCCACGCACAAAGUGCCGACACCAAAUUUUUACACAAAAUUUACGUUUUCUGUGUUAAAUUUACCUAAAUAUUUGAGACGGCGGCGGCGUCAUUUAUUAAGCUAGCCUUAUCAGUAGGUAUAGGAGUAAUUUGGUAUAUUUUCACGCCUCAUACGAUUUUAACAUAAUAUUUUGCGUAACAAUUGUAUCCGCUCAAUAAGUACCUAUAGUAAUUAUGAACUCCUACUUAGUACAUAGGUUUACCUAUGUUUGUCAAGAAACAGAUAAAAAAGCCAAAGCUUAUUUUUUUGUCUAGUUUUUUUAAUUAUUUCUAUCAUCACUGUAAAGUUGUAUUGCAUAGUGUUGUAUAAAAUACCUGCUGGUUUCAUAGAUUGCUGUAAAAAUUAGGAAUAAAUAUUUUUGUUUUGCGUAAAAAAAAUCAAAUCGAUCUGUACUGUACUACUCUUUACUGGUGUAAACGCAGCCUAAUGCUAGCCUUAAACUGCAUACCAUAUUACCAAACAAACCUAUUGCUUGCACCGCGAGCUAUAAAAUUAAGAAUGGAUAUAGCUUUGGGAAUGCUGGCAUAAAGCAUAUCUUUUAUAAGGUAUUGGAUCUGCAUUUCCGCAGGUCCACUAUUUGUCAGAUAAUAAUAAUGUAUGUAUGUGUUGGUGUCAGUCUUAGAUAAACAAUAUACGAGCAAUAUGGUUGUUACAUACAAAAACAAAUUAAAAAAAAAAAACUGUUUGCAUUUUGUUUACUAUCAAACCCUUUUAAGUUCAACCUAAUGACAACCAUUGUACUAAUGAAUUAGUAAUUCACAAAUCUAACCGAGCUAAUUCAGAAUAAGAGCUCAGUUGUAGAGUAGUGGGUAGUUAUUUUUCGAGACGUUUCUUUUGCACUGACACUCCAUCUUAUUCGUAUAUUGUUAAUCUAAGGUGUCACUGUAUGCACAAUGCAACUGGCGUGAUGCCAUGAUUUGAGAGAGAAAUAACUGCAGAAAAUCUAUCAUAAAUAUUUUUGUAAAUAUUACAUAAGUCCGGUUUCAAAUCUGGAAAGGUUUCAAGUAUGGGGUUGCCCUAAUAUGUCCUAGUAUAAUAUACAGGGUGUUGCAAAAAGGGUAUACUAAGCCGAAACCUACAUGUGCUUAGUUCAGUUUCAGAUGUACCAUGCUGCACAUGAAUGUUUCGGCUUAGUAUACCCUUUUUGCAACAACAACCUGUAUAUUAAUUAAUAUUAUAUUCUACUCUGUGUUGUGCUUCAACUAUGUGCUUCCUCUGUUGUUAAAAAACAUAGAACCCUUUAGAUUAUUAUGAACUUGUGAUAGACACGAUGAUUUCUUUAUUAUUUAGGUUUUGAAUGUAAAUAAAAUUACUUCUACGUGUACAGUCACUGUCAUUUAAUUAAGUAAAUUAAAAGAUAAUUAUGUCGUGGUUGUAAAUAAUAUCUGUUUUUGAAAAUCACUUUCUAAAAGUUAGAUGAUCAGUUCUAUCUAAGUUACGUGAAUGGAACUUUAAUUUGUGCAUUGGUGUUAAAAUAUUUAUUCGUAAUAAUAAUGAUUAUACAAAUGUUACACGCUGCAAUAAAUAAGUUGUGAACAAUUUUAUACUUGGUGUUUUUCUUUCAUGAAAGUUACUAAAAAUAUACAGGUUGUUGUAAAAAAGACCUGUCGAAGCGGGCUAGUGGAGCGGUUGU